AUGAACUUGAUUGAGGAAAUAAACAAGCUUCGUGUGGAGUUGCGCAACUCACGUCAUCGGGUGCGAGAUCUGGAGACAACAAUGGGCAUCAAUCGGAAACAGGGCACUCAGGCGCGCGAGAUACUGGCUCAGAUAACGGGUCAUCGGCCGAACCCGGUUAUAGUAGCAGAGCUGGCACAAGCUAACCGUACGCUACACGAGCAAUCUCACUUCAUGCACCUUCUCCAAGAGCGUCUGCGACUUGGAGCGCAGUACUGCACAGACAACGGGAGCAACGUGGCUGGUGGGAGUCUUCCACCUUUGACUCCCGUUCGCAUUGUUGAUGGAAAGGGAAGAGAGGGGAAAUGGAGACCAGCCACAGAGCCGCAGUCACCGGAAGAGCCAUUCAUUGUUCCUGAGAAAGCAACACCAAGAGCUAAUUCAGUAACGUAG
Molecule: messenger RNA, 432 nt
Organism: Hydatigera taeniaeformis
Lineage: Eukaryota; Metazoa; Platyhelminthes; Cestoda; Cyclophyllidea; Taeniidae
Source: the annotation of a GenBank genome assembly